AAAGUCGGGGGUAGAUUACAUGAAGUACAAGCCUACUUCUAUUGGUGUAGUACGCUGACCAUACUAUAGGCGCUUUUCUAAGAUGGCGGAUCUCGGAGGACCAGAUGAUGAAUCUGGCUAUCGCUGGCUAAGUCAAUAUGAGAAGACGUGGGAAGCAAUUCGGGAAGAUGAUGAAGGCUCACUACAAACACUGGUGGAUGAGCUUGUUCACAGAAGCAAACGGCAAAGAGUCGCAGCAAGACCAGGGAAUGUCAGACUUGGGAUGAUGCGGCAUCUGUACAUAAUUAUUGACAUGUCUAAAGCAAUGGAAGAAGCAGACUUGAAGCCAAAUCGCCUUUCCUGCUCUGCCAAGUUAUUGGAAAAUUUCAUAACAGAGUAUUUUGACCAGAAUCCUAUAUCACAGCUUGGGCUCAUCAUUACUAAGAAUAAGAGAGCAGAAAAGCUGUCUGAACUGAGUGGAAAUCCAAAGCAUCAUAUCAGCACUAUCCAGUCUGCCUGUAGCAAGCCAUGUGUUGGGGAACCCUCGCUCCAAAAUGCCCUAGUGUUGGCAAUGCAAUCUUUGAAGCAUAUGCCAGGUCAUGUUAGCAGGGAGGUACUGGUGUUGAUGGGGAGCCUGACGUCCUGUGACCCAGGUGACAUCACUGAGACUGUCAAGUCCCUGAAAAACAUGAAUGUAAGAUGUUCAAUAGUUGGACUUGCUGCAGAGAUGCGAGUUUGUAAGCAGAUCUGUUCUUCAACAAAUGGCUCAUACCGCGUAGUGCUGGAUGAAAGGCAUUUCAAGGACCUCUUGAUGGAACAUGUCAUUCCACCUACUGCCACAGCAGAUACAGAAGCAUCUCUUAUACGAAUGGGUUUUCCUCAACAUCUGGCCAAAGGCCCACCAUCUCUUUGCCAUUGUCACAUGGAUAACAAGAAUAUUAAGGAAUUCACAACUAAAGGCUACUUUUGUCCCCAGUGUAGAAGCAAAUACUGCGAUUUACCUGUUGAAUGUAAAGUUUGUGGCUUAACCCUCGUAUCAGCACCCCAUCUCGCGCGCUCAUAUCAGCACCUCUUCCCACUACAACAGUACACAGAAGUCAACGUACCGGCCCAGAUCCCAGGACAACCGCCUUGGACUUGCCAGGCAUGUCAAAUAACGCUGACAGAGAAAACAGCAUGCUCCUGUCCUGAAUGCCGUCACGUGUUCUGUCUCGACUGCGAUAUUUACAUCCACGAGUCUCUCCAUACCUGUCCAGGAUGCACCGCGCAUCAAGUCACGGUUGCUAGGCAACAACCUAACUCCUGACCACCUAGAACUACACCACGUCACAAUGCUAGGCAACAACCCACGCCACGGAUGCUAGGCAAAAGCCGUCCCGGCAGCCCAAGAUGCAACGCGCAUCACGUCACUUCACGGGCAAACCAGACGAAAUGUUCGUGUAUCAAGAACGAUAAAUUUUGACUUUGCAGCGAAAAUUGCAGGAAAAUUCUGGCCUUUUGUGGAUUAUUUGCUUCUAAAGAUUAUCAAAAAAGUAUUCUUCUAUGGCACAUAGGUUUUGGAGUUAAAAGCUGUCCGAUUCUGUAGAAAAACUUUCCUCGAAGAGUGGAAGUUGUUGCGAGCUCGUGGAGCUUCCUACCCUGUUGUAUUUGAAAAUCGCCUAAACUGUUAGUAAUCACGGCUAAAACGGAACCAGAUCAAUCUAUGACAACAACUUCAAUAAAUUGGCUUUAUAACAUAUAUUCGGUACACAAAUUUAAGAUAAUAUUCGGUACACGAAAAUUUGUCUGGUUUGCCCGUGGUCACUUCAGCAACGAAUUGUUCAGGAAAAAUGGCGUAGCGUACGACGUCAAGACUGUCGGCGACAAACGAAUUUCAGUUUGCUCGCGAGAUGUGGAUAAAAUGGUAUUAUUGCAAUAUUGAACACACUGGGAAACAGAGAUUAGAUAUCCCGCGUCAUUUUACUUACGGUUUACACGACGUUAACGAUGAAUUGUAUAUACCUAUUACUAGAUGUAUAAAGAAACUGAUAAGAAUAAACAAAAUGACACGGGAAA
Nematostella vectensis (starlet sea anemone) is the source of this 2034-nucleotide messenger RNA. RefSeq names its product general transcription factor IIH subunit 2. Gene Ontology annotation, cellular component: transcription factor TFIIH core complex; transcription factor TFIIH holo complex. Gene Ontology annotation, biological process: DNA-templated transcription; nucleotide-excision repair; regulation of transcription by RNA polymerase II. The record is from RefSeq and is a predicted model, not a curated record. The coding region runs from base 83 to 1285 and encodes 400 amino acids. Gene Ontology annotation, molecular function: zinc ion binding. Lineage: Eukaryota; Metazoa; Cnidaria; Anthozoa; Actiniaria; Edwardsiidae. The transcript is spliced from 17 exons.